This is a messenger RNA of Capsaspora owczarzaki ATCC 30864, 2176 nucleotides long. RefSeq lists its product as hypothetical. The record is from RefSeq and is a predicted model, not a curated record. Gene Ontology annotation, biological process: Golgi to plasma membrane protein transport; Golgi organization. Gene Ontology annotation, cellular component: Golgi membrane. The transcript has 2 exons. The coding region runs from base 40 to 2040 and encodes 666 amino acids. Lineage: Eukaryota; Filasterea; Ministeriida; Capsasporidae.
AGCGUUGGAGCACAAAGCGAGGACGGGGUUGGGGAUUGGAUGUCGACGACGGAUCCCGCGCAACUGGAAGCGCUCAAGCUCAAGAUGCUGCGGCGGCAUCGCGAGGCUGCCAGCAAAGCGUCCUCGCCAACAAAGACCAACAGCAGCAGCAGCAGCAGCAGUAAUAGUAAUAGUAGUAGUAGUAAUAGUAGUAAUACGACGAGUGCUGUGACAGCCGCAGCCGUGGCCACGCCAGGCCAUGUUCCACCAAGCCACGUCGAAUUGGCGCCAUCCUCCAGCCACAGCGCGCUCCAAGGCCGGCCUGCUGCUGCGAAUCAGAGAGCAGCCGUGGUAGAUUCUUCGAGCGCGAGCAAUGCUUCUUCUACAAGACACGACGAACUCGGUGCGAUCGCGCUCCCAAACCAUCGACCAGACGCUCAUCAGUCUGCGCUGGUUCAGCUGGACACGCAGGCGCUUGUGCACAAUCCUCAUCCGGUGCAGCCAGCUCCCGCAGCGUUCGUCAGAGUACCAACGCUGGCUCACAGGCACGAAUCCGUGGGAAACGGGGAGCCAAUCUCGGCGUCGAGCAAGGCGCCAGUACAUCGCGCGCUCCAGUUUGGCCAAGCGCCCAAUUCUGCAGCAUUGCCACUGCCAGCUCCAAGCAGAAGCCUCAUAGAUACAAGCAAGCCAGUGCCUUCAACGAGUAGCACGUCGACAGAGGCAUCACCAAUUCCCAUCUUAACACCUGCGGCCCAACAACCGGCCCAAGUCGCGCCUCCUGCCAACACGCCCCCCAACGGUCUGGGGCAGCCUUCACCCCCAGCAACUGUCGCACAACCAUCUGUACAACAGCCCCCAGCUUUCGCCAUGCCACACCUACAUCUUGCGCGCGCACACACCCCGACAGAGGAGCUGGUGGCACGAGCGCCUGCAUCGUCCUUUCCGAGUCCUGCCGCCCUGGCUUUGAAUGCAACAACGCUUGUUCGCGAGCAGGAGCGCGACCGCGGCCGCACUGCUUCGCGCGAUGUGAUUCUUGAGCGUCUCGCCAAGGAAAACAUGUCUCUCUCGCACAAACUCGUCCAGCAAUACCAGGUGGAUGAUGAUCUCAAACGGCUGCUCGUCGCGUCUGUGGCCAACCAGUUUCAAACAGAAGUGUCCAAGUUGGUCGAGGAGAAGAGCACGCUGACACUACACUCUCAGCGGCUAGUCGAGCGUCUGCAAGCCGAUGCCGAGGAUAUCGACGAGUUGUUGAACGAAGUCACGUUGUGGCAAACCAAGUUCCAGGCCAGUCGUGUCGCCUAUACCGAGGCCGAGCAGGAGCGAACCGCGCUCCAUCGCCUCUCGCACGGCGCAAGAGCUGCGCUGUCGCAGAUGCUCCAGGAACGCGAAGCCGCUCAGGACGCACUGGUGCAAGCCAACUGCUUGCUGGCCUGCCUGGUCCAGAAGCCCGACGAAGACAGUCGCCGCAGCCAGUACAGCCUCUCUGCCUUGAACAAGCGGUCGGGAGUCGAGCUGGCUGCCAUGACGCUCGAGCUUGUGCAAACCCUCGGCCGACAGCUGUACUCCGUCGGAGCCAUUGGUUCCGAUGCAGAGUGGCGAUACAAGCAGCUCGCGCUAGCUUCUACCAGCGACAAGCAACAAGAUCGCUCGGCUCGAUCCGGCCCGGGGCUAUCAUUAGGCGAGAUGGCGGCCGUCCAGGUCUUGCGAUCGUACUCUGCCAUCAACCCACAUUCCGUCCUGUCCUCGGCUCUUAUGGGCACGCCGUCAGCUGCUUUUCAUCAUGCCGCCGCCGCCACUGAUGCUGCUGAUGCUGCUGCUGGCAGAGAAGACGCUACCGAUAUUGGGCAUGUGCAUGUCGCCACACCUUCCAACCAUUUCGACUCGGCAACUCCAAUCAGUCUUGGCGUGUCCAACCUCAUCAACAGUGCCGAGGAAGACUACAGUCCGGCGCUCGAGCGUGUCACCACCCUUAUGAGAGAGCGAACGUCGACAAUGCCCUCGAACAGCUCGCAGCUGCUGGACUGCUGCAAGGCAUGCCGUGGGCCGAUUAUUCACCUGUGAAAACAACACGCCCGCGUCUCAGUUUUACUUUCGGUGCGCAAAAAAACCCACAAACAAACAACAACAAAAACCCAACCAAAAAACCCAAAAGAAAGCCAUCUUCGUUAAGAUUUGAUACAUUAGUUGCAAUAAAGGG